This is a messenger RNA of Zonotrichia leucophrys gambelii, 1797 nucleotides long. RefSeq names its product dihydrouridine synthase 1 like (gene DUS1L). Gene Ontology annotation, biological process: tRNA processing. The transcript is spliced from 13 exons. Bases 123 to 1583 code for a protein of 486 amino acids. Gene Ontology annotation, molecular function: tRNA dihydrouridine synthase activity; flavin adenine dinucleotide binding. The record is from RefSeq and is a predicted model, not a curated record. NCBI's taxonomy places the organism in Eukaryota, Metazoa, Chordata, Aves, Passeriformes, Passerellidae.
CUGCGCCGGUGCCCGGCCCGGGCGCAGCGGUCGCGGCAGCCUGCGGGCCUCAGGCCGCGAGCCCCGGGGCGGCGGCGCGGGCCGCCAGCGGCCGCAGCGCUGCACGGGCGAGCAAGCGGGAGAUGCCGAAGCUGCGCGGAGAAGCCUUCUGGAGGGAGACGUUGCGGAGCGCCCACUACGUGGUGGCGCCCAUGGUGGACCAGAGCGAGCUGGCCUGGAGGCUGCUGAGCCGCCGCCACGGCGCCCAGCUCUGCUACACACCGAUGCUGCACGCCCAGGUCUUCCUCAGGGACGCCAACUACCGCCGCGAGAACCUCUACGACGAGGCCUGUCCCGAGGACCGCCCGCUCAUCGUGCAGUUCUGUGCCAAUGAUCCUGAAGUGUUUGUCCAAGCAGCACUGUUGGCUCAGGAUUACUGUGAUGCCAUAGACCUAAAUUUGGGUUGCCCCCAAAUGAUUGCAAAGAGAGGUCACUAUGGAGCAUUCCUGCAAGAGGAGUGGGAUCUUCUUCAGAGAAUGAUUUUACUGGCUAACGAGAAGCUCUCUGUUCCCAUCACAUGCAAAAUCCGCGUUUUCCCGGAGAUUGACAAGACAGUGAAGUAUGCACAGAUGCUGGAGAAAGCUGGCUGCCAGCUGCUGACUGUGCAUGGCCGUACUAAAGAACAGAAAGGACCACUUGCUGGCGUGGCAUCUUGGGAGCACAUUCAAGCUGUAAGAAAAGCUGUAAACAUUCCUGUAUUUGCAAAUGGAAACAUCCAGUGUCUCAGUGAUGUGGAAGAGUGCAUCCGUAAGACAGGAGUACAUGGUGUCAUGAGUGCAGAAGGUAAUCUUCAUAACCCAGCUUUGUUUGAGGGCCGGAACCCAUUGGUGUGGGAGAUGGCUGAGGAGUACCUGGAGAUCGUGCGGAAGUACCCCUGUCCAUUGUCUUAUGUUAGGGCUCAUCUCUUCAAGCUCUGGCAUCACACGCUUCAAGUUUACCAGCAGCUGCGUGAAGAAUUAGCAAAAGUGAAGACUCUAGAGGGCAUUGUAGAUGUCAACAGGGAGCUGAAACUGCGAUGUCAGGAAGAAAUAGCUAAUCAGAAAGAAGGAGAAAAGCCAAAAGAAGGGUUGCCUUUUUUCCACUGGAUCUGUCAGCCAUACAUCAGGCCAGGGCCAAAGGAAAGAUGCAGGGAGAAUGGAGAUAGUGGAACUGAAAAAGGUGUGCGAGGAAAACGUGCUCUGGAAGAAGAGGAAGAUGGAAAUUCUGAGCUUCUGUCAAAGAAUAAACAAAAAAAGAAGUUAAGAAAUCCAAAUAAAAGCUUUGAUCCAUCUUUAAAACCCAAGUAUGCAAAAUGUGAUCAAUGUGGAAACCCUAAGGGCACUAAAUGUGUGUUUAACAUGUGCCGAGGAUGCUGUAAGAAAAGAGCAUUCAAGGAGGUAGCAGAUUGUCCAGGUCAUGGACUACUUUUUAAGACCAAGUAUGAAAAAUCCCUUUCAUGGCAGCACAGCCAAAAAGGAAUUCAGACCCCAGAGAUCAGUCAGAGAGGAGACACAGAGGUGGGGGAGACAGCAGUGCUGAAGGAGGCUGGUGACAGUACAGGGUGAAGCUUUGGAAAUGAACAGUCCAAGAGCUCCUGCCAGACCACUACACUACUUCCCUGGGCCAAAGAAUGUGUCAUCUCCAGCUCACUGUCAGCUGUGUGAACUUCUUCCACAUAAUUAAGUUCUGGAAAAGUUUUAUUUAAGUAAAAAACUGCUUACUCAGGGAAUUAUCCUGCAUUUGAAAUAAAAGAGAUGCAAUUAAAUGUCUAAUGCUGUA